Mesitornis unicolor (brown roatelo) is the source of this 825-nucleotide messenger RNA. Its product is annotated as ephrin type-A receptor 10-like. Gene Ontology annotation, molecular function: transmembrane-ephrin receptor activity; protein binding. The transcript is spliced from 4 exons. The annotation marks the transcript as partial. Gene Ontology annotation, cellular component: neuron projection. Gene Ontology annotation, biological process: axon guidance. NCBI's taxonomy places the organism in Eukaryota, Metazoa, Chordata, Aves, Mesitornithiformes, Mesitornithidae. The record is from RefSeq and is a predicted model, not a curated record.
UCGUCCUGCUGGACUCGAAGGAAUCGCAAGCAGAGCUGGGCUGGACCUCACACCCAUCGAACGGGUGGGAGGAAAUCAGCGGCGUGGAUGAGAACUACAAACCGAUCCGCACGUACCAGGUCUGCAACGUGAUGGAGCCCAACCAGAACAACUGGCUGCAGACGGGCUGGAUCGCGCGGCGCGACGGCCAGAGGAUCUUCAUCGAGCUGAAGUUCACCCUGCGGGACUGCAACAGCAUCCCCGGCGUGACGGGCACCUGCAAGGAGACGUUCAACCUCUACUACGUCGAGUCCGACGCCGACCUGGGCCGCAGCGUCCGCGAGAGCAAGCACACCAAGAUCGACACCAUCGCGGCCGACGAGAGCUUCACGCAGGGGGACCUGGGCGAGCGCAAGAUGAAGCUGAACACGGAGCUGAGGGAGAUCGGGCACCUGAGCAAGAGGGGCUUCCACCUGGGCUUCCAGGACGUGGGCGCCUGCGUGGCGCUGGUCUCGGUGCGGGUCUAUUACAAGAAGUGCCUGGCCACCCUGCAGAACCUGGCCGUCUUCCCGGACACGGUGGCGGAGGCGGCCUUCGCCACUUUGGUGGAAGCAAAGUCUCGGCCAUGCUUCACUCGAACAGCGGCCGCCGUCAACCCUGGAGCCGCGUCCUGCAGCCGGGUUGUGCUGGCCUGCCUGCCUGGGUUUUACAAGCUCUCCGCCCGCCUCCCUCUCUGCUCUCCUUGCCCUGCGCACAGCUUCGCGCAUGAGGAAGCCUCCACCUUCUGCUUGUGCCAGAAGAACUACUCCCGGUCGCCGUCGGACCCGCCAUCUGCCUCCUGCACAC